Monopterus albus (swamp eel) is the source of this 1217-nucleotide messenger RNA. RefSeq names its product dihydroxyacetone phosphate acyltransferase-like. Gene Ontology annotation, molecular function: glycerol-3-phosphate O-acyltransferase activity; glycerone-phosphate O-acyltransferase activity. Gene Ontology annotation, cellular component: peroxisomal membrane; mitochondrial membrane. Lineage: Eukaryota; Metazoa; Chordata; Actinopteri; Synbranchiformes; Synbranchidae. The record is from RefSeq and is a predicted model, not a curated record. The transcript has 8 exons. Gene Ontology annotation, biological process: fatty acid metabolic process; ether lipid biosynthetic process; triglyceride biosynthetic process. The coding region runs from base 324 to 1217 and encodes 297 amino acids.
ACCGCUUAUUCCUGAACGCGGGGGGUGGAGCCUAUCCCGGCUGACAACCACACACACUCGCACUAAGCUGCAUAUGGCUGUGGGAGGUACCUGGAGAAAACCCACACAGGCACAGGGAGAACAUACAGACUCCGCAGAAAGGUCCGGGAUUGACCGGGGCUCGAACCCGGGGCGUUCUUGCUGUGAGGCACUACCCGCUGUUCCGCCCGGGAGGAAUUUCCAAAACAGUGAAAUCAUUGGCUUGGCAACCAGCGGACCUGCGCUGUAUCUAGCGUCAGGUCAGAAACCGAAAGUUGACAAAAAGGACAGCGACCCGGUAAAGAAUGGCGAAUACGUACAGGGAUUCAGACCUGGAAGAUGAGGAGGAGUUUGUGGACAUAUUGGAGGAGAGGAGGCGCAGCAGUGAUCUUGAUCAUGCCCUCAGGACCUAUAACCCCUACCCCCACCAAGGAGCCCCACCCUGCUCCACAGCUGAACUCAACAGAGCCGUGCUGGAGUCCCCGUAUCUGCGCUAUGUAGUCAAAGAGGUCGCCACGGGGACGGGGUCAUCGGUGGAGGAGGUGAGAGAGGAGGCUUGUAUGAUUUUGGCAAAAAUGGCACAAAACCUGCAGCUGGGUUUUAUCAGGUUGAUGGGAUACAUCCUCACCAAGGUGUUCAAGAGGCUCUUCACCAGCAUCCUUGUCAACAUGGAGGGACUCAACAGGCUCCAACAAGCCACUCAGGAGAGUCCUGUGAUUCUGAUGCCCAAUCAUAGGUGUUAUUUGGAUUUCUUGGCUAUCUCCUACAUCCUGUUCACCUACGACAUCCCUGUACCUGUUAUUGCUUCAGGGGUUGUUCUGACAGAGAUGAAGAUAGUGGGAGAGAUACUGCGUCGCUCUGGCGCUUUCUUUAUCCGACGUGACAUCGGCUCUGACAAACUGUACUGGGCAGUGCUGUCAGAAUAUGUCAAGACCAUUGUCAGGAGAGGAUAUGCUCCAAUCGAGUUUUUUGUGGAAGGUUUCAGGAGUCGCCCAUUGAAGUCUCUGGUGCCCAAGAUAGGUAUGCUGGACAUGGUGCUGGAGACCUACUUUAAGGGGGAGGUGUCUGACAUCACGCUGGUUCCCAUAAGUAUCAGCUAUGACCGAGUGCUGGAGGAGAGGAUGCUUGCACAUGAGUUACUGGGUAUCCCUAAGAUCAAAGAAAGCACAAUGGUGUUUGACCGGGUCCUGCAUAAAUAA